AUGGUGUUAAAUAAAGGAGUAUUACCUCCAGGUUAUAAGUUUAUGCCAAGCGACAAACAAAUAAUUAAAGAUUAUCUGGUUAGAAAGGUCCAAAACACUCUCCCGGAUGUUAGUUGGUUUAUCUUGGAGAAAGACAUCUACAAGUAUUCAAAUCCGUUCCUCCUGUUUCAAGAGAUCCAGAGAAACCAAGGAUACUUUUUCACUCCCAUAACCAAAGUGAGUUCAUGUGGUAAGAAUGUGAAUCGAAAAACCGGAGAUGGAACAUGGAGUGGACAAAAACCAACAACCCUAAAAGAUGAUGAUAAAAAACCAAUUGGAACGAAAAGAAUGUACAACUUCGAAUGGAAUGUUCCCAAGGAAAAGAAACGUGAAGUUGAACGUGAGAAGGGUCACUGGAUCAUGCAUGAAUAUUCGUUGCUCCCCGAUUAUUACACAAACAACAAUAUAAAGGCGGAUCCCGAGUAUGUUUUGUGUGAGAUUAGAUGCAAAAUACCGAUAUUCGACGUCCAUGGAGUACGACAAAAACAACCACAAUCUCAACCUGUAGCAAAGAGGCAACGAACAUCUCCCUCAACGGAUGCAGUGCCUGCUGUAGAGCCACCAGCUAACAAUAGAUCUUCAAUAUCAUGGGUUCCAUCACCACUGCCAGCAGAAACAUCUACAUCAAAAUUUGUGGAUUUAGAAGCAGCACCAGUUUUCAAUAACGUAGAAUCAUCAUCAGAUUGGGUUGCAUCAUCACCACCAGUUUUCAAUAACGUAGAAUCCCAUUUAAACAACGGAAAAUUAUCAGAAGCAUCUGCACCAGUUUUCAGUAACGCAGAAUUAUCAGAAUGGGUUCCAUCACAACCACCGGCAAUGAAGACAACGGAUCCUUAUGUGCCUGUGCCAGUACCACCUGCACCAACAAGUAUGCUUUCAGCCUCGAUGCCUGACUUUGAUGAAUUUCUCAAUGAUGAUGGAUGGGAGGAGUUCUUUUCCUUCGAUAAUAAUGGUUUACCAGCUGUUAAAGAUAGCCUUAACACUACUACUCCAGAUAAUAAUGAGUGGGAAAAUCUGGAUGAUCUGUUACCAACUUCUGAAGAUAAACUUAAUAGUAGUACUCCGCGGGAUAACAGCUAUACCUACUACGACUCGAGAAAGGUAUUAAAAGCAAGUGAUUCUGAAGCAGUGAAGAUUUCCAAGCUUGGAUGGGAUCCUGUUGCUUAUAAAGCAUAUUUCCCCAAUUUUGAACCCAUGUACUAA
Papaver somniferum (opium poppy) is the source of this 1242-nucleotide messenger RNA. RefSeq names its product NAC domain-containing protein 2-like. Gene Ontology annotation, molecular function: DNA binding. The coding region runs from base 1 to 1242 and encodes 413 amino acids. Gene Ontology annotation, biological process: regulation of DNA-templated transcription. The record is from RefSeq and is a predicted model, not a curated record. NCBI's taxonomy places the organism in Eukaryota, Viridiplantae, Streptophyta, Magnoliopsida, Ranunculales, Papaveraceae. The transcript has 2 exons.